Molecule: messenger RNA, 4105 nt
Organism: Leptopilina heterotoma
Lineage: Eukaryota; Metazoa; Arthropoda; Insecta; Hymenoptera; Figitidae
Product: RRP12-like protein
Exons: 23
Coding region: 129-4004 (1291 amino acids)
Source: RefSeq, a predicted model, not a curated record
UCUUGUCAUAUGGCGGAUAGUGAAGUUUCUGAACAUAACCUUUAUUGAUGAGAAUUGUGCGAAUUUCUAAUAUACAAUAUAAAAAAAUAAUAAAUAAAAAGAAUAUAGUUUAAAAUUACCUAUAAAAAAUGGCAAAAAUUAAACCACGAUUAGGUAGUAGAAAGAAAGCGAAAAGAUGGGCGAAAGGACAAAGUUCAAGCUCUAAUCCUGAAAUAAAAAAACACCGAAAUCAAGCACGCACGUGGUUUUUUCAACAAAAUCCAGAUUCAUCUGGAUUAACAACUGAAGUUCUGCGAAAACAUGAUGUUCUUCAAGGAACAGCACCAACUUCUGAAAAAAUUGAUAUUGACGAUGAAAGUAGUGCAGCUGGAGCAUCUACUUUCAAAACAUUUAAUACAUUUGCUAGUGAUUACAGCAAAUGCUCCAAUAUGUCAUUCAAUCGAUUUUUGACUCAAUACCAACCAAAUUCGGUGAUUCACAAGGAAAUGUUAGCAAUAUUGGCCGCUGUCACCGAUGUAAUUAAGCAAAACGACGGUAUUGAAUCAGAUACAGAGUAUUAUGCCGCCUUGAUGACAACCUUGGAGGCAGCUGAAACUGACGAAUCCAUAACGGCAAUUCUAUCUUUAUUGGGCAUGAUUUUGAAAUCUGUACCGAAAAAUGUACUCAAAUUGCAAUUUAGUCAAGCAAGUGAGAUUCUUUUGCAAGUAUUAAUCAAGUACGCAACUAAUGAAAAUUUUCUGGUACAACGACAUUGUAUUGGCUGUUUGCAAAUAUUGCUUCGAGCUCAAGAAGUGGCCGUUUGGUCGGAUAGUUCAACAUUACAAGUUUUGGACGCUUUAUUAACAUUCACGAUUCACACAAAACCGAAAGUUCGUAAAGCUGCCCAACACGGCAUUUGCGCAAUUUUGAAAGGAAGUGACAUCAUGAAAGUUGAAAAUCCACCACCUUAUCAUCCGGCAGCUUCACAAGUGGCAAAACAUUGUAUUUCUCAAUUGGAAUCUGCAGGCAAACCUGGACAUUUGACAAAUACGCUUCACAUUCUUACAAUGCUGAAAGAAAUUUGUCACCAACUUCCAAAGACUUAUGUGAAAAACAUUUGUGAGAGUCUUCUGAGCAUUAUGACCCUGAAUAAUGUACUGGUAACAUCUUGUUGUUUUCAAACUUUUCAUGGAUUAUUCAUUUCAAAACCAAGUGAAUCCGUUUUACCACCGCAAUUAAAUGCUCAAAUAAUUAAUGCUCUUUAUGACUAUCAACCGGCAUCCACUGACACACAACCGACCCUCGCUUGGCUCACAGUCAUGCAGGAAGCUUAUGCGAAUCUCGCUUUACAUUCUUUGGAUCUUUGUGCGGCGAAUCUUCCACGCUUCAUAGAAAAAGCAGCAGAACUUUGGCUCUCUGAUAAAACGGACGUUAUAACCGGUGCAUCACAUGCUAUAAAACACGUUAUACAAGAAUGUGUCAGCUAUUUGUGUGUGAAUGAACAAAUCGCUUCGAGGCAUAAAGCAACUUUAAAGAAGAUUAUUCAUUUGAUACAAGAAGGAUUGAAAUACCAGUACAGUGGAGCCUGGCAUCAUGUUCUUCAUUUAUUGGCCAUUCUAUUCCAAGUUAUUGGACUGAAUUGUAAAGAAGAUUUGGCGAAAAUUUUAAUUACUUUGGCAGAUUUGCGAGAUACGCAUAAGUUUACUUAUAACAGUGAAAUUGAAUACGCUGUCGGUGCUGCUGUCAAAUCAAUGGGUCCAGAAAUUGUUCUCAACACAAUCCCUCUCCAGAAUUUAAAUAGAAGCUGGCUUUUGCCCAUUUUAAAGGAUUGCAUCUCAAAUGCUCCAUUAUCCUAUUUUAUUAAAUCUCUUCUGCCUCUGGCUGUUCAUUGUCAAAUAAAAGCGAAGACAUUACAAGAAAAUAAAGAUGGAAUUGGAGCACACAGUUAUGAGUUAAUGAGAUCUCAGAUUUGGUCCUUAUUGCCCAAUUUUUGCAAUAAUCCAUCAGAUAUUAAGAUCAGUUUUGAGUCGGAUUUUGCGAAAACUCUUGGGACAUUAAUUGGAAGUGACAAAAGUCUAAGAUUUUCGGCAAUGGCCUCUUUACGAAGAUUAAUUACAGCAUCAGUGGAAAAAAACAAUCAAGAGGAUAUUGAAACCUUAGCCAAGUUUGCAAAGAAUUACUUGCCUAUACUUUUCAAUCUAUAUUCCACGAAACCUCACGGUUCCGACGAAGAAGGCCAACGAAUUGCUGCUUUUGAAACAAUCAAAGUUUAUUUAUCAAUCACAAACAAGGAGUAUUUAGAUAUAUUUUUUGAUACUGCUAUGAAGAAAAUUCAGGAAGAGAAAAUUGAGGAAUUCGAAAAAGAAAGUGUAUUUGACCUCUUUAGAUUAUUUGCCCAAUUUACUGAUAUCGAUAGAGUGAAAAUAUUCUACGAGUUUUGUAUUCCUCUUUUAAUGCAAACUUCUAAGCAAAAGGAGCAGAAAAAGGCGUACAGAUUUUUAGAAGAAGUUUGCAGUAGCGAUAAUGAAGUUUGUAAACAAUUUGUUCUCGAUAAUCGACGUGCAAUUCAGAGUCUGAUGAAAAAAUCUCAAAAAUUUGUACAUAAAAUAUGUAAAGGAGCACGAAUUCGCGUUAUUAUCUGUCUCGUUAAAAGUCAUCCACAACUUGAAAAAACCAAAUUUUUACAAGCAAUUGUUCCUGAAGCAGUUGUGUGCUUGAAAGAAGUGAAUGAAAAAUGUCGUAGUUCUUCUUAUCAAUUACUAAAUACUAUUGCAGAAAAGUUUUUAGAUAAUGAGGAACAUUUUAUGGAAUAUAUUCAAUUACUCACGUCUGGUCUAGGUGACACUCCAAUUUUAUGCAGCGCAACUUUACUUGCCCUAUCUUCAGUUCUAUAUAAUUAUACUGGAUCUUUGGGAAUAGAGACUGUGAAGAAAAUUCUCGAUCAUGCCUGCAAUUUGUUGACGGGACCAACAAGAGAAAUUACAAUAUCUUGUUUAGCUUUUGUUAAAGUUUAUCUAACCGUCAUGCCUACUCCAAUAAUAGGACCAACAUUAUCUAAAAUCGUGGAAUCAUUGUCUAAAAUGACAGACGACUGUAAACGACACUGUAGACUUAAAGUACGAGAUAUUCUCAUAAAAAUGGCUCGCAAGUUCGGCAUUGAACCGAUAUUGAACAUGGUGCCAGAGACCGAUGAAACGAUGCGCAAGAGACUGAAAAAUAUUCGAAAAAUUGAAAAUAGAAAGCAGAAAACAAAGGAUGAUAAAAAGAGUCAAAACGAUGGCGAGGAAGAAUUCAGUCUUAAACGAAUGCCAAAGAGCAUGGAAGAAAUUUUGGCAGACAGUGAUGAAGAAUUUGACGAUGUGGAUAUGAAGGACGGAGGUAAAAAUUCGAAACUAUCGAAAACAAAGACUUGGAUUCAGGAAUCGGAGGACAAUAUUGUAGAUUUUGCCGAUCCAACUGCUUCUAAAAAUAUUGUUGCUACAAAACCAGGAGUUUCCCUUUCUAAACCAGUCAAAGGGAACUCUAAAGACAGUGGUUUCAAAACCGCUGGGGAUGGUCGAUUAAUCAUCAACGAUGAUACUGAUAACGAAUCUGAUGAAGAAGAAACAAAAAAGAAAAAGAAAACACCAUUCUUGGGAAUGAAGGAGGACGAUGAUUAUGAAGACGACGAAGAUGAUGUAAAAUCGGCAAAGUCGGUGAAGAAAAGGAAACGUGAUAAUUCUAGCGUUCAUUCUGAAACAUUUUCAAGUUCUUCUAAAUAUAAGGCCGGAGGUUCAGGAAUUCAUCGACCUAUUAAGGUAUCAAAAUCGGAAAGAGAACCUGGUGCAGAAUAUCGAGCGUCCAAAGCUAAAGGUGACGUAACAAUAAAAGGAAAACAGAAAUCUUACGCUUACUUACCGCUAACAAGAUCUUCUCUAAAUAAAAGAAAAAAAAUGAAGAACGCUGGAAAGUUCAAGGGAAUUAUUUCUGGAGCUAAAAAGGGAGCACUUGCCGGUAAAAAAAAUCAGAAAAAACGAAAGAUAUAGAAAUAAUGUUUAACAAUUUGUAAGGUUAAGAUAAUUUAUAUAAACGAGAAGUUUAAUAAAAUAUUAAGAGAAUUAAAUAAAAAUCAUUAUUAUUAGAAAAA